Molecule: messenger RNA, 448 nt
Organism: Adelges cooleyi (spruce gall adelgid)
Lineage: Eukaryota; Metazoa; Arthropoda; Insecta; Hemiptera; Adelgidae
Gene: Nop10
Product: H/ACA ribonucleoprotein complex subunit 3
Exons: 3
Coding region: 138-332 (64 amino acids)
Biological process (GO): snRNA pseudouridine synthesis; rRNA pseudouridine synthesis; positive regulation of telomerase RNA localization to Cajal body
Cellular component (GO): box H/ACA telomerase RNP complex; box H/ACA snoRNP complex
Molecular function (GO): box H/ACA snoRNA binding; telomerase RNA binding
Source: RefSeq, a predicted model, not a curated record
AUAAGAGUGUUUUGGAGUCACGUGUGUGGUGUACAUUGUGUUCUCAUGACAAUUCUGAGCUCGAAACAUUUUCAAAAACCAACAAAUACCUAAAUUUUAAUUAUUACCAAAAUAAAAAACACACCGAUUUUCCAAACAUGCAGUUGAGAUAUUACAAAGGUGAAGACGGCAACCGGGUUUACACUUUAAAGAAAGUGGACCCGGCCGGCAACCCAACGCUGAGCGCUCAUCCAGCUCGUUUUACACCAACUGAUCAAAAUUCCAAAGAGAGAAUUCGUAUUAAAGAAAGAUUUGGUCUGCUUAUGACCCAACAACCAGCUCCUAUAUUUUAACAAAAACCUUAACUCAUUAUUAUUGUUAUUAUUAAUGUGUAAAUGAAAAUUAAAACAUUAAACCCAAUAUGUAACUUUAUUUUAUAAUAAAUAUAAAUCUUUUCAAUUGAAUAACA